AUGGACGACUUAACACAAAGCAUGGUUUCUCAGGCAUUAGAUAUGAAAGCCAAUAUCGACACAAGCGCGCUUACCGGGAAGUCCUUCGAACCAACACGCAGAGAGGAUGAUAAGGAACCAUACCACUUCCACGUCUACUCGCAUAAGCACAACACGCACAUCACUUGCACAAAACCGAAUCGAGAGCCCAUUAUCUCCAUGUCUUGUGGUAACAUUGGCUAUCGCAAAGCUCGUCGCGGAACUUUCGACUCGGCGUAUUCGUUAACGAAAUAUGUCCUCGAGCGUCUCAUCCAUACUAACUGGCCAAGGGAGAUUAACAGACUGGAAUUAGUUUUACGAGGAUUCGGGCCGGGCCGAGAGGCUGCUGUUAAGGUGUUGAUGAGUCCCGAAGGCAAAAUUUUCCGAGACAAAAUUGUCCGUGUCGCGGAUUCGACCCGUAUCAAGUUUGGUGGCACAAGGAGCGAAAAACCGAGACGACUGUAA
Messenger RNA from Ustilaginoidea virens, 483 nucleotides. RefSeq lists its product as uncharacterized. The transcript has a single exon. Lineage: Eukaryota; Fungi; Ascomycota; Sordariomycetes; Hypocreales; Clavicipitaceae. Gene Ontology annotation, biological process: ribosomal small subunit assembly; translation; maturation of SSU-rRNA from tricistronic rRNA transcript (SSU-rRNA, 5.8S rRNA, LSU-rRNA). Gene Ontology annotation, molecular function: mRNA 5'-UTR binding; small ribosomal subunit rRNA binding; structural constituent of ribosome. The record is from RefSeq and is a predicted model, not a curated record. Gene Ontology annotation, cellular component: mitochondrial small ribosomal subunit; ribosome. The coding region runs from base 1 to 483 and encodes 160 amino acids.